This is a messenger RNA of Camponotus floridanus (Florida carpenter ant), 1690 nucleotides long. RefSeq names its product recombination repair protein 1. The record is from RefSeq and is a predicted model, not a curated record. The coding region runs from base 649 to 1635 and encodes 328 amino acids. The transcript has 2 exons. Lineage: Eukaryota; Metazoa; Arthropoda; Insecta; Hymenoptera; Formicidae.
UGACACGUUUGAAAGUAGCAAAGUCACCAAGUCACCAAGUCAACUUGAAAUUCUCAAUUGACGAGAGAAUCCCACUUUGUUGUUUUCGCGAUCAUCAGAUCCGAUUCUUAGAAUCGAAAAAUAAACGUCACGAUUGUGAUUAUCGCGAUUAUUCAUGAUAACCGUGAUUCUCCACGAACGUAAGUUCCCGUGAAAACUGUGAUUUAGAACACCGGCGAAGAGAGAAAACUAACAUCUUCCGAGAGAAAUAAACACAACAAACAUUGUACGAGAGGGGGAAAGAAGAAGGUUCUCGUGACCGCGGCAAAUCCGGCGACAGUUAUUGGUGGUUAUCAAUCGAAACGUCGCUUCUCACGGACUGGAAUCUUCCGGAUCGUCGCAAGAUUGUCCUCGAGGGUGCAGUUGCGUCGUCUAUUAUAACGUUUCGGAAGAAUUUCCCGAGGAGAGUCAGCGAGGAUUAUUAUUACGCGCGAUUUUCUCGGUGAGUAGGGAAAAAAUCUAGCGCUCUUCGUGACCGUUCGGUCCCCUUCGCUGCUCUCAAGCUGUUGCUCGGCAUUGCGCGGAGUAGCGUGCACGCGGUCGCGAUCUAUAGCAUAGCGGCCAGAGCGAGUAGGCCAAGUAAACCGGCAAGAUACAGGUAAAAUCGAAAUGGCUCCGCGCAAGCAAGCGAAGCAGGCUGCGGCAGAGAGCGUCCAGGUUGCCGCUGCCGAUGGCAACGUGACGCCGCCGAAGAAGAGGAAGGCCGCCGCGAAAUCGACCACGCCGAAGCAAGCCAAGACAGCGGCACCUCGGCAAGUGAGGCAGGUGAAGGCGCAGGAGGCGGCCACCGCGUUCUCGCCGAAAAAUUUGCGUAGCAGGCAAAAGGACGUUGCUCCGAAAAACGAUGCGGAGAACAAGUCCAAGAAGAUGUUUGUCAACAAACAGAAGGAAGAGAAAAAAACGGUAGAGGACGACGAUAAUACGGGUGAGCAGGUCGAAAAAAAGACGCGCGGUGGCGGCAAAUCCGCGGUGACGAAAAAGGCGGGAACGAAGACGGUCACGGCGAAGCCGAAGGCGAAGGCGCCGGUCGUCAAGAAGAAGAAAGACCAAGUCGAGAACGGCGCCGGGAAUGUCGGAAACGGCAUCGUCACCGAUGAGAAUCCACCGAAGAGGGCGACUCGUCGUGGGAAAGCACCGGAUGAAGAGAACGUUGCACCGGCAGCAACGAAGGUACGGGUCAUCAAGAGACCGAGAAAGCGCAAGACUGCCGAGACAGAGGCGAUCGCGGAGGCUGAAGACGAUGAAGAACCGCCAGAGAAGAACGACGCGGAGAUGAUUGUGGACAACAAGAAAUCUCGCGAAAAGGCGAAGAAGACAGCCAAGGCAGCAGUCAAGGAAAAAAAGGAUUCUACAAAAAUUUCCAAAGGAAAACGUAAUAUUGAAAAAGAAAUAAAAGACGUAGGAAAAGAAGAAGGUAUUUCGAUGAAUUUAGAAUUGGAAUCUGUAGAUGAAAAUGAUACUUCUGUAGAUGAAAGUAAUAAUGUUUCACAUAAUGAAAAUAACAAGGCUGAAAUUAAAAUCGAAAAAGAUAAUGAAGAGAAUAUAAACGAUACAACUGCUUUUGAAAGAUCAGCAACUUUUAUGCUCUUUGAGUAAAUAGAGGACUGUUAAAAGAAAAAGAUAAAAUUAAGGAUUUGAAAGGAAAUACUAA